Messenger RNA from Penicillium longicatenatum, 738 nucleotides. Its product is annotated as Ran family GTP-binding nuclear protein. Gene Ontology annotation, molecular function: GTPase activity; GTP binding. Lineage: Eukaryota; Fungi; Ascomycota; Eurotiomycetes; Eurotiales; Aspergillaceae. Gene Ontology annotation, biological process: protein import into nucleus; ribosomal subunit export from nucleus. The coding region runs from base 38 to 685 and encodes 215 amino acids. Gene Ontology annotation, cellular component: nucleus; cytoplasm. The record is from RefSeq and is a predicted model, not a curated record. The transcript is spliced from 5 exons.
AUCUCAUCAAAAGAGUUUACAUCGCCAAAUUUCCGCAAUGGCUGAUCAAAAGGUCCCCACUUUCAAGCUUGUCUUGGUCGGUGACGGUGGUACUGGAAAGACCACCUUCGUCAAGCGCCACCUGACUGGUGAGUUUGAGAAGAAGUACAUCGCCACCCUCGGUGUCGAGGUUCACCCGCUUGCCUUCACCACCAACCUGGGCAACAUCCAGUUCGAUGUCUGGGACACUGCUGGCCAGGAGAAGUUUGGUGGUCUCCGUGACGGUUACUACAUCAACGGCCAGGCCGGUAUCAUCAUGUUCGAUGUCACCUCCCGUAUCACCUACAAGAACGUUCCCAACUGGCACCGUGAUCUCGUCCGUGUCUGCGAGAACAUCCCCAUCGUUCUGUGCGGUAACAAGGUCGAUGUGAAGGAGCGCAAGGUCAAGGCCAAGACCAUCACCUUCCACCGCAAGAAGAACCUCCAGUACUACGAUAUCUCCGCCAAGUCCAACUACAACUUCGAGAAGCCCUUCCUGUGGCUCGCCCGCAAGUUGGUUGGCAACCCCCAGCUGGAGUUCGUUGCCGGUCUUGCCCUUGCUCCCCCAGAGGUUAGCGUCGACGAGGCCCAGCUCGAGGUCUACCGCAAGGAGAUGGAGGAUGCCGCCCAGCAGCCCCUUCCCGAUGAGGAUGACGCUGACCUGUAGAGGACUAAUUCCGACUUGGAAAACGGAAGUCCUUGCGCCCUCUCCCCUUUUGG